Suillus subalutaceus is the source of this 1072-nucleotide messenger RNA. Its product is annotated as Alpha/Beta hydrolase protein. The record is from RefSeq and is a predicted model, not a curated record. Lineage: Eukaryota; Fungi; Basidiomycota; Agaricomycetes; Boletales; Suillaceae. The coding region runs from base 149 to 892 and encodes 247 amino acids. The transcript has 3 exons.
UAAUCUUGGGUGCCUUCUGACCCUGUCAGAUUCCCUGGACUUGAUCACUUUUCCUACGCUCUCUUCUUCUACCCCUUCCGCAGCCGGACUAAGCGACGAACCUCUUCAACCAAGACCUUGAACACAUCUAAACGAUCUGAGUGUGCACAUGUCCAAUUCAGCGUCCCAGUGGGGUUCUCCUACUGCUUCCAGGCGAGCUCUUCUCAUUCAUGGCAUGACUAUGUGCUCGGAUUCCUGGGAGGGCAUCGCUCAGCGGCUGGUAGCAGAAGGUUUCUUCGUUAUAGCGCCGAACCUCCUUGGGCAUGGAGGAAGACGGUGCACCGACUAUCAGAUAUCCGACUUUGCAGAAGACCUCCGACCAUAUUUCGCCUUAGACACGUCCUACGACGUGAUCAUCGGUCAUUCUUUUGGAUGUCUAAUGACCUUGUUACUCUUGCCGUUUUUGCCCAAAACGAAAGAAACCACUGUCAUACUGGUCGAUCCCCCCGUCGACCGUACAGAAGUGCAGGUUGUCGGGUAUCAGAAUUUGUUUUUAGAGUGGACAGCUGAUGUCAAAACUGCGGAAGAGCACAUGGCUGAGAAUCCUGCUUGGUCACGACGUGACUGCGUGUUAAGAACGCUGGGAAUCGCAAUCGUUGAUCCCAACACUGUCGAAGUUUUUCGGCGAAACAAAUCAUGGUCCUUUAGUGGAUUGCUCAAAAACAUACCACCUCACGUCAAGAUCACCGUAUUGGCAUCAGAUCCGAAGUUCGGCACGAAUUUCUUGGAGAACAUCCCUUGUGACGUUGAGAGAUUGAAUGCUAAGGCUCUUAUUGGCAUCAGUCACUGGAUUCAAUACGAGUGUCCGGAUGCUAUUAUGGAUGCAAUUCCCCUACCAAGAACAAAAUUGUGAGCCGUGCAGAGAAGGGAUGGUGUUUUGCAGCGUUAUUUUUGUUUAUGACCAUCGCAUCCAAUCAUGUCCUCGCUAUUUAUUUUCUUCUAGACUGUUUGAGACUAGGCAUGUGGUAUCUUGCUUCAACUAAUAUGCAUACUAGUCCUUGGUUCGAAUUUUCGACCUAUUGCACACGAGCAA